AUGAUGGAGUCUUCUAAUGCUUGGGACCGUCAAGACCCGACCCUAUCUGUCCCCUCCCAAGAUGAUUUCCAGCAAUUCCUCGACAUUGGCAUGAACGACCUCAGUGACAGUCUUCAAUUUGAUUUCCCCGACUACAACCACCAACAUGCGACGCAGAGCCAAUUGAUGCAUCAGAAUGGCGAUGAGGCAAUGCAUACCGGGAUGGAGAAUGGGGGUUCGACUGGGCACGAUACUACAAUGCAAGAGCACAUGCCUUCGAUGACAACGGCCACGAGCUAUGCUACGAUACAAGGAGGGGCUAACUCCCAAGCACAUUCUUCGAAUGAGAGUUUGGUCGAGUUGGACGCACAAAUACAGUAUCUACAACAUCAGCGCCAUCAACAGCAGCAGCGUCAAUUACACGAGCAGCAGCAGAAUUAUUAUACUCAGAACCCGAUGAUUCCUCCAACACCCAGUAGCAUGGAUUUGCACGGAGCUAAUGCUCAUUUUUAUCCACAAUCGGAUCCUCAACAUCAGGCUAUGUAUGAUAGGUACCAGAUGCAAGCGAAGCAACAAGACAUGGCUUUCACUCCACUUGUAUCACCAGCAGUGACUCCUCUAGAAUCCCACUUCAAUAUUCCGGAAUACACUGUACCAGGAGCCUAUUUCAGCCCCUUAAGCUCUCCAGCUUUACACGCCCAGAACGAGCACUCAGCCAUCUACGACGCGCGAAAUUCGGGCACCACAAAUUCUCCUAUCGAUAUGAACCCAGAAACUCAUUCUGCGCCUGCAAGCUCAGUCAUCCUUUCGAGAAAAGCAAGUAAACAAGCACCGCAGAAACCACGCAGUGUGCGAACCGUACGGCAGUCUCCCAUAGUGAAACCGCGGAAAUCCAAAAAGAGUGGCACAAGUAUUCCUGCCCAAGCUCUUGGGGACAUCAUAGAACCCACCAAUCCUCAGAUUACCCGUUCGAAUGCGGCAAGUCUGUCUUAUUCUAACCCUAGUACGGAAGAGUCAGAGGACUCAAUAUCUCCUGAGCAUCUGUCAGAUAUGGCUCCACCUCCAGUACCACCUCCUGGAUCAGCAGGAAGAUCUCCUUAUAUUACGUCCCAGAAGGAGAACCCGAGUCUUCAACACCUGGCUCUUGGGUCUCCUGCAACUCCUGCAUCGCUGAUGAGAUUAACGCAAUCACCUCAAGCGAACGGAGCUGGCAAUAACCAGAAUAUGGAUAUCGACCAAGGAAUGGAGGUUUUCGCCCUACCGGAACCUGCCACUUCUUCGAAACCAAAGCCUUCACCUAUAGACACUCAGUCUGAUGGUCAAAUUACUCCCACGUUAGCUUCAUCUGGUGUCCAAGCUCCUGGCUUUCAGCCUCUGCCAUCCCCAGCUUUCAAUCGUUCGAGGACAAGUGUAUCUGCAAGUCAGAGUCCUCAAAUUGAUUCUAUGAACGGGAGAAAGUCGGCUCAAACUUCUGCUCGCGGCUCUAAAAAACGUGCAGGUAGUUCAGUCCUCGCAUCACCUGCACUUUUGCCACGGAUAUCUCCUAGUAUGAAGCCACUUAUCCCAGGGACUCCAAAUUUGUCCGAGAGUACCGCUUCGCUGCUCCUAGCAUCCAAGUCAAAUUACCAGAAAAUCUUAGAAGGUACUCAUCUUCCUGGAGUUUCUUAUCCCUCGGAGUUAUCCACAAACUUGACCUCCAAACGCACCUCUCAUAAGAUUGCUGAACAAGGUCGGCGAAAUCGUAUAAACUUCGCCCUCCAAGAAAUCGCUACACUGUUGCCACGGGACACUAAGGACAGCUCUGGAGAAAAGAGUGGAAGCGGUGAUGCUGGAGAACCUAAUGAUCCUGGAGGGAGUGGGAAAGGUGCGGCUCAGAGUGCAAAUAGCAAAGCUAGCACUGUCGAACAGGCUAUCGAAUAUAUCAAGCAGUUGAAGCAGGAAGUCGCCGACGCAAAUAAGAGGGCGGAGGAAGCCGAGAAGCAGCUUGGUGUGAAGUCGUAG
Molecule: messenger RNA, 1980 nt
Organism: Lachnellula hyalina
Lineage: Eukaryota; Fungi; Ascomycota; Leotiomycetes; Helotiales; Lachnaceae
Gene: nuc-1
Product: Phosphorus acquisition-controlling protein
Exons: 2
Coding region: 1-1980 (659 amino acids)
Molecular function (GO): protein dimerization activity
Source: RefSeq, a predicted model, not a curated record